UUGUGAAGGAAAGGCUUUUUAAUUACAGCAUUAGAGCCAAGUCAUGCUUAGACAAUAGAAACUGAAAGUUGUUAUGGCAGAGAGGGAAAACGAACCUUAGGUGAGUGUGAGGGUGUGGAUCAGCUGAGGCAGAGUGUAUAUAAAGGCUGAGCCCUUCAACUUAGCUGCUGCUCGAGCAUCAUUUACGUUUCCACGUUUGAAGACUUGAAGUGAAAACGUCAUCACAAGACUACAACCAACAUGGAUAUAACUAUUAACAUGCUGGGUGAGUCCCACACUCUGACCGUGAACCCAGAGGACACAGUUGGCUCUCUGAAAAUAAAAAUCCAGGAGAAAUUGGAAGUCGACCCUCAGACGCAGAAACUGGAUUUUCUGAACGGUCAUCCCAAUGACGACUCCAAACCCAUCAGCUACUACGGCUUACAGCACUGCUCCCGGGUGUCCCUGCUGGUCACCGAGCCUCCUCCACCUGCUCCCAUCCAGGUGUUCCUCAGAAAUGAAAAGGGACAGAUGAGCACCUACGACAUCCAACCCGGCGAGACUGUGAGCAACUUCAAGAACAGAGUCGAGAAAAGAGAGGGGGUGCCAGCGAGCCAGCAGAGGCUCAUUCACCAAGGCCGGGAGAUGCAGGGUGCCAAACUGGAGGACUACAACGUCAGAAACCACAGCACCAUCUACAUGACUUUGCACCUGAGAGGAGGCUGAGGACACUUUAAAAU
Molecule: messenger RNA, 719 nt
Organism: Maylandia zebra (zebra mbuna)
Lineage: Eukaryota; Metazoa; Chordata; Actinopteri; Cichliformes; Cichlidae
Product: polyubiquitin-like
Molecular function (GO): protein binding
Source: RefSeq, a predicted model, not a curated record